CUCUGUUUCUGUGGUCUACGUUAGCCUAAUCGCUUUUCAAGUCAAGUCAAUGGAGUUAUCGGUAGGUUGUCUUUUCAUUCAUUAAAUUCUGCAAAUCAUCAUAACAUGCUUGGCUUUCGAUGAGACACCUGCAAACGCUAGUUUGUUUCUUGACCACUUCAAGUCGUCGAUAUCCAUGGCUCUUGUGAGAGCAUCUGAUCCACAAACCUCCUCUGUUUCCAGUACUUCUCGAUAUUGUCGUUAUCAUGUGUUCCUGAGUUUCAGAGGCCAAGACACUCGGAAGGCUUUCACUGACCACCUCUACACGGCCCUUGUCAACGCUGGAUUUCGCACAUUCCGAGAUGACGAUGAAGUCGAGAGAGGAGAAGGUAUCGAGCUCGAACUGCAGAAAGCAAUCAAACACUCAAGAACUUCUGUUAUUAUGUUCUCGAAAGACUACGCAUCCUCCAGAUGGUGCCUUGACGAGCUCGUCAUGAUCCUUGAACGCAAGAGGAUCUCAGCGGACCAUGUCGUUUUACCCGUCUUCUACGACGUGGAUCCAUCCGAUGUGCGGAACCAGACAGGAAGUCUUGCGAAGGCAUUUGCUAGACACCAAAAAACCCAACCGUCGAACAAAGUGAAGGAAUGGAAGGAGGCACUUGCAGAGGUUGCAGAUCUGGCAGGGAUGGUCUUACCAAAUCAAGCUAAUGGACGUGAGUCAAAGUUUAUCAACAAGAUUGUUCAAGUGAUAGGAGAAAAACUAAGGCGUAGACCCCUAAGUGUUCCCCACAUCAUGAUCGGAAUGCAAUCUCGAGUCAACGAACUUAAUUUAUGGUUACAAGAUGGAUCAGAUGAUGUCGGUAUACUUGUAAUUUAUGGCAUGAGUGGAAUAGGGAAGACAACCAUUGCAAAGUCUCUUUAUAAUACAAACUUCGGAAGAUUUGAAGGAAGCAGCUUCAUUGAAAACAUUAGAGAAAUUUCACAACAACCCAAUGGCUUAGUUCAAAUACAAAAACAACUUCUUUCUGACAUUUUGAAUGGGAGAAAAAUGAAAAUAAGCAGUGUUAGUGAGGGAUUAAUUAAGAUUGAAGAUGCAAUAAGCUCUAAAAGGGUUCUUCUUGUUCUCGAUGAUGUGGAUCAUAUAGACCAAUUAGAUGCAGUAUUUCAAAUGAAAGAUCGAUUUUAUCCGAGAAGUAAAAUCAUCAUAACAACUAGGCGUGCAAGAUUGUUAAAGGCUCAUCAAGUUACUAAGGUCUAUGCAGUUGGAACUUUGACUCAAAAAGAAUCAUUGGAGCUCUUCAGUUGGCACGCUUUUGGCCAAGACCAUCCUGUUGAAGAUUACAAAGAAUAUUCAGAGAAGCUAGUCGAUCAUUGCGGAGGACUUCCAUUAGCUCUCAAAGUUUUAGGUUCUUCUUUGUUGGGGGAAAGUGUAUGUCUAUGGAAAAGUGCAUUGGAGAAGUUAGAAGUUAUUCCAAAUGGUGAAAUAAUAAAUAAACUAAGAGUAAGCUAUGACUGUUUGCAAGAUGACCAUGACCAAAAAUUAUUCCUCCACAUUGCUUGUUUCUUUAUCGGAAUGGACAAAGAUUACAUUGCUAAAAUACUAGAUGGAUGUGAUUUCUAUACAAUUGUUGGCAUUCAAAAUCUCAUCGAUAGAUGUUUGGUGAUUAUUGAUGGAUGGGACAAGGUGCAGAUGCAUGACCUGAUUCGUGGAAUGGGAAGAGAAAUUGUUCGCCUAGAAUCAAAGGAGCCUUGGAAGCGUAGUAGAGUAUGGCAUCAUAAGGACUCUUUCAAAAUCUUGACGGAAAAGAAUGGUACGGAAACAAUUGAAGGUCUUGUCCUCAACAUGCACAUGUGCCCUGCUAUAAACUCAAAUGAGAAAGUCUUGGAAACCAAUGCAUUUUCAAGGAUGCGGGAACUAAAACUACUCCAUCUUAGUCAUGUACAACUUGACGGAUCUUAUGCAGAAUUUUGUACAGAACUAAGAUGGUUGUGUUGGACUAAGUUUCCUUUGGAUUCUAUACCCGUUGAUUUUCCUUUGGAAAGCGUUAUUAUUCUUGAAAUGCAAUACAGCGGUCUGAGACAAGUAUUCAAGGGAACAAAAGUACAAGUUACAACCCAUUGGAGUGUAGAUGUAGAAAUGAUCAACCUCUUGGGAUUGUGCAACUUGUUGGAAUCAAUGGCACCCAUUCGGAUGCACAAACAACGCGCAAUUUUUCAAAAUGAUGAUCCAAUUCCCGUCCAGGGACUGUACGAACCUGGUAUAUUCAGCACAUUUUUUGGUGGGAAUAAGGUUCCAGGCAAAUUCAGCCAUAAAAGCACAGGGUCCUCAAUAUCUUUUACUGUGCCAUUACUUGAUAAUCACAGAACUCGAGGCUUGAUUGUCUUUGUUGUCUAUAUGAAUGCUGGCUAUGAUUCUCCUCCUAUUAUCCACCACAAUUAUUUGUCACAAAUAAUAGUAAAAAAUAAGAGCAACGGUCUGAGGGGGCGGUAUUGCCCAUCACGCUACGGUAUUCCAGGUGAAGGAGAAGACAUGAUAUGGUUAAGCCACUGGAAUUUGGAGGAUGAUCAGUUACAAGGUGGGGAUGAAGUGGUUGUUUCUGUAAUUAUGAAAUCUGGGCUUCUGGUGAAGGAGUUGGGCAUCCAACUUGUGCAGGUGCAAGAAGAAGAGAAUCAUAAUAUGAUGAGUAUUUCCACAGAUUCUUCUUAUCAUCAUCAAACAUGGUAUAAUAAGCGCCUUGGGGACUCUGAUGAAGAAGAUAAGAGAGAGGAGGUUUUCUCUCGUUUUGUAUGUUUACCAGACGAAGAAGAAGAGCAACAAGAUGAUAUCACAGUUGCAACCACCACAGGCAGCAAUAACUCAGGCGGCCUCCGUGGCUGGAAGGUGCUCGUCACCGCAGCUUGCUUCUUUCUCACCCUUACUCUCAUCACUCGGUCUUCUCCCUCACUCAGAAAGAAGCAACCGUCCACAAACCCUGGAUGA
Prunus dulcis (almond) is the source of this 2959-nucleotide messenger RNA. Its product is annotated as disease resistance protein RUN1-like. Gene Ontology annotation, molecular function: ADP binding. The transcript has 6 exons. Lineage: Eukaryota; Viridiplantae; Streptophyta; Magnoliopsida; Rosales; Rosaceae. The coding region runs from base 176 to 2959 and encodes 927 amino acids. Gene Ontology annotation, biological process: defense response; signal transduction. The record is from RefSeq and is a predicted model, not a curated record.